Messenger RNA from Micropterus salmoides (largemouth bass), 4063 nucleotides. RefSeq names its product gamma-aminobutyric acid receptor subunit alpha-2. The transcript has 10 exons. The record is from RefSeq and is a predicted model, not a curated record. Gene Ontology annotation, molecular function: GABA-A receptor activity; benzodiazepine receptor activity; inhibitory extracellular ligand-gated monoatomic ion channel activity. NCBI's taxonomy places the organism in Eukaryota, Metazoa, Chordata, Actinopteri, Centrarchiformes, Centrarchidae. Gene Ontology annotation, cellular component: dendrite membrane; neuron projection; GABA-A receptor complex. The coding region runs from base 385 to 1752 and encodes 455 amino acids. Gene Ontology annotation, biological process: monoatomic ion transmembrane transport; nervous system process; signal transduction.
GCUUUUUACCAGCUGUGAGGGGGGGGGUGCUGGACAGGGUAAUUUGAAGAUAGAACCAGCUCCCAUAACUGUUUGUUUGUAUUUUUAUUUUGUUUUUAAAAAUAUUCAUUUAAAUUCUUACCAUCUCCUCCUUAUCAUUUUUUUUCAUUUUCAUUUUUGGGAUACUAUGAAAGCCAAUGCAUUUCGGAUGCAUUCCUGCUGCUGGCUGGGACUAUGAUUUAUGAGCUUUGUUCCCAUGACAGACUUGCACUCAUUCAGUCUCAUCAAAACAGGAGAGAGCUGUGAUUUGUCUUUAACUUUCUUGCAUCUUCGACGAUUCCAGCUGCAGCAGGUACUUUCUGCACUUGAGCGGCUGCCCUGCUGCGUGUAGGUGUUGAAGCAGCCAUGUGGAGCAGAGAGAGCGCUUCUCCACUUCUCAUCUGCCUGCUGGCGCUCACAGCUCUCUGGAAAACCAGGCCAGUGAAUGCCGAUGCCACAUCUGAUGCCUUUAAAACCAAUAUCACCCUGUUCACACGGAUCCUGGACAGCCUGCUGGAUGGAUAUGACAACCGUCUACGACCUGGUCUUGGGGACAGGAUAACUGAGGUGAAGACAAACAUCUACGUCACCAGCUUUGGACCAGUUUCAGACACAGACAUGGAGUAUACCAUAGAUGUUUUCUUCCGGCAAAGCUGGAAGGAUGAGAGGUUGAAAUUUCAUGGACCAAUGAAUAUUUUGCCCCUCAACAACCUGAUGGCAAGUAAAAUCUGGACUCCGGACACCUUCUUCCACAAUGGGAAAAAGUCUGUGGCUCAUAACAUGACCAUGCCUAAUAAACUGUUGAGGAUCAAAGACGAUGGGACACUGCUGUACACCAUGAGGUUAACUGUGCAUGCAGAGUGCCCAAUGCAUCUGGAGGAUUUCCCCAUGGACUUUCAUUCCUGUCCACUAAAAUUUGGCAGCUAUGCCUACACAAUCUCAGAAGUGACUUAUGCUUGGACUCGAAAUGCCUCUGACUCUGUGGUGGUGGAAGGAGAAAGCUCCCGCCUGAACCAGUAUGACUUGCUUGGACAAACGGUCGGACAAGAAACUAUCAAGUCGAGUACAGGUGAAUACACAGUGAUGACGGCUCAUUUCCAUCUGAAGAGGAAGAUCGGCUACUUUGUCAUCCAGACAUACCUCCCGUGCAUCAUGACAGUCAUUCUUUCCCAAGUGUCUUUCUGGUUAAAUAGAGAAUCAGUGCCAGCUAGGACUGUGUUUGGUGUAACCACCGUUCUCACGAUGACAACACUGAGUAUAAGCGCCAGGAACUCCCUUCCCAAGGUUGCCUACGCCACUGCCAUGGACUGGUUCAUCGCUGUCUGCUACGCCUUCGUCUUCUCCGCUUUGAUUGAGUUUGCCACCGUCAAUUACUUCACAAAGCGCGGCUGGGCUUGGGAUGGAAAGAGUGUUGUGACUGACAAGAAAAAAGAGAGGGCAUCUGUCGUCAAGAAGAAUAAUGCCUACGCUGUAGCAGUGGCCAACUACGCGCCAAAUAUCACCAAGGACUCCAGCACACUUCCAACUAUUGCCAAAGGUGGAGCUUCGGAUCCCAACAAGGCCAAAGCAGACGGCAAAGCUCAAGAAAGCAAGAAGACGUUCAACAGCGUCAGCAAAAUUGACAGGAUGUCAAGGAUUUUGUUUCCGGUUCUCUUCGGCUCCUUCAACCUGGUCUACUGGGCCACCUACUUAAACAGAGAACCCGUUAUAAAGGAUAUGGUCCCCUCUAAUUAGAGGCCAGUUUUAGUGGGUUCUGGUCUGGGGACUAAGAGACGAACCAAAUACCUCCAGCAACUGUGUACACAUACCUUUGCAGAGUGAAGUCCUGGAUUGCAGUGUGAUCCUCUAUCUCCGCCUGUUUUCUACACUGUCUGCAGCACUUUUGAAAAGCCUGGCUUUUGUAAAUGUGUAUGUAUAUUUAUAUUCAUGGUUUCAUGGUGACAUAUUGUGUGAUUACUUCGAUUAGAGUGCAUUUUUCCUUGAAAGUAUGUUUCCGGUUACAGUAUGUGGUCACUGUAUAUACAAGUCAAAUGAAGAGUAGAGAUUAACACUUUAACACAUACGUUUUAUUUAAGAUUACUUCUGUGUUGAAUUUAGCUGGUAAUGCCCACUCUCUUGAUAUUACAGUAUGUAUUUUUCUUUUGAGUGAAAGGGACUAAUUAUGUCAUAUUUGUUACUUUCUUUGCCAUCUACUGUAAGAGUGACCUAACUUUUUUCUUUGUCUAAGCCAAUGCAAAAACACACUUGUAUAAUAUUGUUAUUAACUGUAACUACAGGUAUGGGGCUGCAAACUGAUCUCCAGAAUUACCGAAACACGCCAAAAAAUACAGAGGAAGCUACACUGGUGACUUUGUGUUCUUGUACGUUUAAUACUGUGUAGUGCUGCCAACGUCAGGUUUCUAUAAUCUAUAACUUAAUAAUUUAAUACUAUUGGAAGCAUCUGACUUAAUGAUAGAAUGAAAGUCUAUAAAGUUCAUCCAUUAUGAAUCAGCACUUUGAUAGUCAAUAGAAACGUAAUUAACUGAAAUAACCUGCAACUUAACGUGCUUGUAAAUUAAUUGAUCAUGUCAGGGGGCAAAAGAAAACCAAACAAAGACAUAGAGCAACAUAAUGAUCAUAUUUGUUGUGUUAUUGCCACCUUACAAAUGUAAGUCUAGCAUUCAUUCUCCUUUUAGCUCUGUUUUGGUCUCCACCAGCUCACAAGGAAACUAUCUGGGACUUUAGCCUUUUAGAUGUUGAGUUUCUUCACUAGCCUGCUAAGUUGCUAACUUCGUCUGUCUGACAUUUGGUGCUGGGCAGGUAGAGUCGGUUUGUCAGACAGUAAAUCCAAAACCAAAACAACAAGUUAAAAUAGACUAAAAAGCAGCAAGUUGAGGGAUCAAAAACAUUGCAUGCAUCAGUGCAGUGUCAAUAAUAAACAUACAGUAACAUAAAUGGAAUCUGUUGCUAAAAGUACAUAAGAAUUAUUAUGAGAUGACAAAUUAGAAUAAGAAAAGCAAGAAAAAUAUCAUUUUUUUUUCAAAUCAUUUUGUAAAUCUUUAUUUUAUUUAUUUAUUUUAGCAAAGUUAUGAUCUAAAUAAUGUUACACACUAAUUACUACUGUAUGAUUUAAAUGCACACAAAGUCUUCAGAUCAUCAUCAUGGGUAAACUUGUUUAAAUGUGUUUAAAAUGUGUUUAAUACAGCUUUUGAUUGGCUUGUCUAUGGUGGUAGUAACUCUGGAGGACGGUGUGGAUUUGUUGGUGUAGACUAGAGCAUUGUGGCGGUACUAAUCAGCAUGUCUGCCAUUACAAUUUUAGGUGAUUAUUCAUAUCAAGUGGCUAUUUACAACACAUUUCAUGCCACAUCUUGAAAUAAUUACAGAUAUGAAAGGGACAGGACUGCAAACACAGGGCUGUUUUGUGCCAAUGUGAACUUCAUUGAAUUGUGUGUGGAUGAUAGUCACAUCCCUCUGCCAGCAAAUCUUUUGUGUAAUAGACCUAAAGGGAGAGAUACAGCCAGGAUGUGGGACUAAAUUAAUAUUUUUGAUCAUGAAUUAGAUUUGUAGUUUUAUCUCAUAGUCUUGGUUGAUUGUUGUAUACAUUUGUACUUUGGACUAACUCAAAAGCCAUAUCCAGUCCAGUUCUGUAAAACAAACAAAUUAACAGGGACAAACAAUGAUUGUACUUCAUGGGCAUACUGUAGAAGGCAUAAACUUAUUUUGACACAAUCUCUGCCAUAGAUGCUGUGUAUCAAGAAAACAACUCAUGAUCAGCCCCAUAUCAGUAGCCGUAAAUCGUACUCUACUGUUUUGAGUGUAAUGAUUUUGCUUCACAUCAAUAUUUUAACUUAAUUUGAUUGUUGAAUCAAACUUUGCAUGAAGAUGAAAUCUAGCAUUUUGUUUUUAUUUUUCACCAAUCAUGCCAUCAGAUAUAAAUGAUUUUUAAUUCAUAGUUUCUCCAACAUUCUGAUAGAAUCUUAAACAUUCCAGAUAAAAUGAUUGUUCACGAGGUGGAUGCUUGAUUCAGUGCACAGUUUCUAAUAAAACGUAUAUCAUUUCAAUUCUU